This is a messenger RNA of Caenorhabditis briggsae, 294 nucleotides long. The transcript is spliced from 3 exons. Lineage: Eukaryota; Metazoa; Nematoda; Chromadorea; Rhabditida; Rhabditidae. The coding region runs from base 1 to 294 and encodes 97 amino acids. The record is from RefSeq and is a predicted model, not a curated record.
AUGAGAAUCCUGGUGACAAAAACGGAGCUCGAAGAAAAGAUUAGAAAAAUGACGAACACCGAACGAGUGUUCUGGUACGCCGAGUGGUUUUUGCAAGAGCAAAAGAGAAAUAUUAUGAUCAACAAUGCUCGUGAAGUGUCGCUCGCCUCGGUCAGACUCCACCCACCGUACAUCCGACGUGUUGUCCAUCGCCCGCCAAUUCAAAAUCCGACGACUCGCCGCUACACAGUUGUCAAGUCAACACAAGGAGUCGUCAAACACAUCCCAACAGUAAACCUAUCCGAUUCCGAAUGA